AUGACGGUGGUGGUGGUAGAUCCGUUCACAGAGUUCCUGGAGCCUUUUGAAAGAGUUAUCCAACGUGAGGAACUAUGGCUCUACAAGAACCCUCUGGUGGAAUCAGACCACAUCCCAAAGAGAGUCAUGUUUACAAUUUCAUUCCUCACCCCGUUGGCUGUGAUAUUUGUGGUGAAGAUUAUACAGAGGACAGACAAGACAGAAAUUAAAGAGGCUUGUUUAGCAGUAUCUCUCACACUAGCUUUGAAUGGCGUCUUCACAAAUACAAUCAAGUUGAUCGUUGGCAGGCCAAGGCCAGACUAUUUCCACCGUUGUUUCCCUGACGGACAGAUGAAUGCAAAGAUGCUGUGUACUGGAGAGCCAGACCUAGUGUCUGAGGGCCGGAAAAGUUUUCCCAGCAGCCAUUCCUCCUCUCUAGCAGAUGUGUCUCUCCCGCCCAAAGAUAAUUGA
Molecule: messenger RNA, 450 nt
Organism: Carassius gibelio (silver crucian carp)
Lineage: Eukaryota; Metazoa; Chordata; Actinopteri; Cypriniformes; Cyprinidae
Product: phospholipid phosphatase 4-like
Exons: 6
Coding region: 1-450 (149 amino acids)
Biological process (GO): phospholipid metabolic process
Molecular function (GO): phosphatidate phosphatase activity
Source: RefSeq, a predicted model, not a curated record